Molecule: messenger RNA, 345 nt
Organism: Chondrus crispus (carragheen)
Lineage: Eukaryota; Rhodophyta; Florideophyceae; Gigartinales; Gigartinaceae
Exons: 1
Coding region: 1-345 (114 amino acids)
Source: RefSeq, a predicted model, not a curated record
AUGUCUUUGGAAAUACCUAUCAGUGCCGGCCUGGCUAAUGUCUUCAAAUUCAUAUUAAUAAACUGGGGGUUGCUGCCCGUUGUUGAGGGAACUUUUGCUUUCUUGAACCGCAGGUGGGCCGCAUACGCAGUGAUGCAAGGUGGCUCUGUAUAUUGGAAAGAAUGCAGAGCUGGGGCUCUGUAUUUGCACUCCAAGUACUUCAGCAGGAAAAGUUGGUUUCUCGUUCUGCUAGUAUCACUCGUUGCAAACGCGCUCGUGUUUGUCAUGGAAUACGGUGUUACUUUCGGUGAAGCUCACAAGUCUAAAUUGGGGCAAGUACUGAGGAGCAGGGACCCCAAUGGGUAG